Messenger RNA from Morone saxatilis (striped sea-bass), 4430 nucleotides. It is a transcript of the gene pum2, whose product is annotated as pumilio RNA-binding family member 2. The coding region runs from base 183 to 3836 and encodes 1217 amino acids. The record is from RefSeq and is a predicted model, not a curated record. Gene Ontology annotation, cellular component: cytoplasm; cytosol. Gene Ontology annotation, molecular function: mRNA 3'-UTR binding. NCBI's taxonomy places the organism in Eukaryota, Metazoa, Chordata, Actinopteri, Moronidae. Gene Ontology annotation, biological process: regulation of mRNA stability; miRNA processing. The transcript is spliced from 23 exons.
CACUAGCGCAGGCGAACUCACAGCUCUGAUCAAGCCUUGCUACACACACACACACACAAAAAAAAAAAAAAAGGAAAGAAAUCACCGCUCUCUCCAAGGAAACAAAACAAUAUAGAAUAAGGUUGACGGCGUGCAACAAAGCGGAGACCCUCUCUCGACACGACAACGCGCUUUCCCGUGGAAUGAGCGUUCCAUGCAGCAUCCUAAGUAUGAAUGACGUGGCCUGGCAGGAGACAAGAGGUGGGAUGCUGCAUGCAAAUGGUGCUCCUGAGACUGGAGGGGUCAGAGUUCACGGUGGAGGGCCCCUAGCCACAGUUGGGGGAGCCGGACAGGCCCCUGGAGUUCCACAUUUACAGGGCAUGGACAGGGUUGUGAACCCUACACCAGGUACUCCCCAGGCUCCGCUCAGUGGACGAUCUCAGGAUGACGCCACAGUUGGAUACUUUUUUCAGAGGCAGCACGGAGAGCAGCUCGGAGGUUGCCCACCCAGCAAGCAUCGCUGGCCAACUGGAGAUGCAAACCAUGUUGAUCAGGUCCGUGCUGUGGAUGAAAUGAACUAUGACUUCCAAGCUCUUGCUUUGGAGUCAAGGGGCAUGGGAGAGCUUCUGCCAGCAAAAAAGCUCUGGGAUUCUGAUGAGUUGGCCAAGGAUGGAAGGAAAGGGAUGCUUCUUGGCGAGGAGUGGAGGGACAAUGCAUGGGGAUCAUCUCAUCAUUCAGUGUCUCAGCCAAUCAUGGUGCAGCGGCGACCAGGCCAGAGUUUCCAUGGGAAUGGUGAUGCCAAUUCUGUGCUUUCACCUCGCUCAGAGGGUGGAGGCCUCGGGGUGAGCAUGGUGGAGUAUGUCCUGAGCUCCUCUCCCGGUGACAAGAUGGAUGGUCGCUACAGGAACGGUGGCUAUGGUGGAGGAGAUGUUGACCAAGAUGGGAGGGAGAAGAGUGAUGUCCAAGAGAAAGUGUCUCCCUUUGAAGAGGACAAGAGCCCAGAGAUGAAGGUGGGAGAGGAGAAUGAUCCUGCUAAAGCCAACGGGAGAGGUCUACUAAACGGCAUGGACAGGGACUGCAAAGAUUUCAAUCCAACCCCUGGAAGCCGUCAAGCGUCCCCCACUGAGGCUGUAGAGCGGAUGGGUCCCAGUCAGACAGGUUUGGAGAUGAUGGGACAGCACCAGCACCAGCACCACCACCACCCCCAUGCCCUCCAACAACACAACCCUGCCCAAAACAAGGCCCAAGCUGAGGACUUCCAGAACCAGGAGGCCCAAAACAUGGGAGGUAUGGAACAGCAAGCCGGUGUGGAGUCCCUCCAGUUUGACUAUGUGGGGAACCAGAUUCAGGUGGACUCCUCUGGUACUCCAGUAGGAUUGUUUGACUACAACUCUCAACAGCAGUUGUUCCAGAGAUCUAAUCCCCUGACUGUUCAACAGCUCACAGCAGCUCAGCAACAACAAUAUGCUCUGGCUGCGGCCCAGCAGCAGCAUCUCGCUGGCCUUGCUCCUGCAUUUGUGCCAAACCCUUACAUCAUUAAUGCUGCCCCCCCUGGAACUGAUCCCUACACUGCCGCUGGGCUGGCAGCAGCAGCCACACUUGCAGGGCCCACAGUGGUUCCACCACAGUACUAUGGAGUUCCUUGGGGAGUGUACCCAGCCAAUCUUUUUCAGCAACAGGCUGCAUCAGCUGCCAAUCACUCAGCUAAUCAGCAAGCAUCCAAUCAGGGACCAGGGCCAGGCCAGCAACAGGUGAUGCGCACAGGAUCCAACCAGCGACCUCUUACACCUGGGCAAGGCCAACAGAGUCAGCAGGAAUCUCUAGCUGCAGCAGCUGCUGCAAACCCUGCAUUGGCUUACACAGGAAUGCCUGGAUAUCAGGUGUUGGCUCCUGCAGCCUAUUAUGACCAGACUGGAGCCCUGGUGAUGGGCCCUGGUGCCCGAACUGGUCUAGGUGGGCCAGUUCGUCUAGUCCAGACCCCUCUCCUCAUCAACGCUGCAGCAGCACAAGCUGCAGCUGCGGUGUCAGCAUCUGGCUCUGGUAACAACAUGUCUGGUCCUCCAGCCAACGGGCUGUACCGCUCUAUGCCUCAACCUCAACCCCAGCCACAGCAGCAACAGGCUCCCCCACCCAGCAGUGGCCUGCCCUCCAGCUCAUUCUAUGGCUCUGGAUCAGUCCCUAACACUUCUCAGAGCAGCUCCCUUUUCUCACACACCUCUGCUGCACCACCAAGCUCCUCCCUGGGCUUCAGCAGUACCGGUGGCUCUCUUGGUGUAGGCCUGGGCUCUGCUCUUGGAGGCUUUGGCUCUUCUGUAUCCAGCUCUACCAGUAGCAGUGUAUCUCGCAGGGACUCCCUGUUGGCAAGUUCUGAUUUAUACAAACGCAGCGGCAGCAGUUUAACUCCCAUCGGCCAGCCCUUUUACAACAGUCUGGGUUACUCCUCUUCACCCAGUCCCAUUGGCCUCACACCAGGUCAUUCCCCACUCACUCCUCCACCUUCUCUGCCCUCCUCUCAUGGAUCCUCUUCUAGCCUUCACCUAGGUGGCCUGACAAAUGGCAGCGGCCGUUACAUUUCUGCAGCGCCUGGAGCUGAGGCCAAGUACCGGAGUGCCGGCGGGACAUCCAGUCUCUUUAAUUCCAGCAGCCAGCUGUUCCCUCCGUCUCGGCCCCGCUACAGUCGCUCUGACGUGAUGCCGUCCGGGCGCAGCCGCCUACUGGAAGACUUCAGGAACAACCGCUUCCCAAACCUCCAACUCCGUGACUUGCCGGGACACAUGGUGGAGUUCUCUCAAGACCAGCAUGGAUCCAGAUUUAUCCAGCAGAAGCUAGAGAGGGCCACUCCUGCUGAGAGGCAGAUGGUGUUUGGAGAGAUUCUUCAAGCAGCAUACCAACUGAUGACUGAUGUAUUUGGGAAUUAUGUCAUCCAAAAGUUCUUUGAGUUUGGAAGUGCAGACCAGAAGCUGGCUUUGGCAACACGUAUUCGUGGACACGUCCUUCCCCUGGCUUUGCAAAUGUAUGGUUGCAGGGUCAUUCAGAAAGCCUUGGAGUCAAUUUCCUCAGACCAGCAGGUAAUUAGCGACAUCGUCCGCGAGCUGGAUGGCCACGUGUUGAAGUGUGUCAAGGACCAGAAUGGCAACCAUGUGGUGCAGAAGUGUAUUGAGUGUGUCCAGCCCCAGGCCCUACAGUUCAUCAUUGAUGCCUUCCAGGGACAGGUGUUUGUGCUUUCUACUCACCCCUAUGGCUGCAGAGUUAUCCAAAGGAUUUUGGAGCACUGCACCCAGGAGCAGACUCUGCCCAUCCUGGAAGAGCUGCAUCAGCACUCUGAACAACUGGGCCAGAAAUAUCAAGGCGUAUCAUUGGAGAUGACACCCAAAACAUAUUAUACAGUGUCCCGUGAUGCACUGUUCAAGGACCAGUAUGGUAACUACGUCAUUCAGCAUGUUUUGGAGCACGGCAGACCAGAAGAUAAGAGCAAGAUAGUGGCAGAGGUUCGCGGAAAGGUUCUUGUCCUCAGCCAACACAAGUUUGCAAGUAAUGUCGUGGAGAAGUGUGUGAUCCACUCUUCGCGUGCAGAGAGGGCUCUGCUCAUAGAUGAAGUGUGCUGCCAGAAAGACGGGCCCCACAGCGCCCUGUACACCAUGAUGAAGGACCAGUACGCCAACUAUGUUGUCCAAAGAAUGAUUGACAUGGCAGAACCUGCUCAGCGCAAAAUCAUCAUGCACAAGAUCCGGCCCCACAUUGCCACCUUACGCAAGUACACCUACGGGAAGCACAUUCUGGCCAAGCUAGAAAAGUACUACAUGAAGAGCGGAUCUGAACUGGGUCCCAUCGGUGGCCCCACAAACGGCCUCAUGUAGUCACGUCGACAUCCCUGAAGAAAUGGAGGAGUAGGAGCCCCAAACCCCCUGUUCUGUGAGAGAUGCUCCUUAGCCAUAGGGGUUAGCCUUUGACACCCUCUGUCAUCCCAUUUUUGGGGAAUUACCAAAAAAAGAGAGAGAGACAAGUCAACUUCACCUAAGAACGCUGUGACAACUGACCCCUGCCACUCUGCCACCCCUGGUGCAGGUCCCCAGCGUGGCCCCCCAGGGGACGCACAGUCAGCAGGCCGAUUUCUUUUUUUUCUUUUCUUUUUUUUCCUGGGUAAAGCACAAGCCCAUUGUUAAUGAUGUAAUUGAUGUAUUUGACUGGUUUUCAUAUUAUCUUGUACAUUUAGUUUUUUACCUUGUAAAUUCUCUGUAGAAAAAAAAAAACUUAUACACAUUUGCUGAAAUUUACAAUUCCUACAAUUAACACCAGCAAGUGAUUUUAUAAGGCUAAACUGAGUGAUCCUUUUAAAAAAUCAAUUCCACUUGUUUUUGUAACCAGACUUAUGUCAGCUGUUCUAAUUAAGUCUAGGCAAUUGAAUAUUAUAUUUGUAUAUUAUCCCAUGCACAGUAAAAGUGUUUUCCCAU